Molecule: messenger RNA, 3510 nt
Organism: Ustilago hordei
Lineage: Eukaryota; Fungi; Basidiomycota; Ustilaginomycetes; Ustilaginales; Ustilaginaceae
Product: putative DNA-directed RNA polymerase III, 130 KD subunit
Exons: 2
Coding region: 1-3510 (1169 amino acids)
Biological process (GO): DNA-templated transcription
Cellular component (GO): RNA polymerase III complex
Molecular function (GO): DNA-directed RNA polymerase activity; ribonucleoside binding; DNA binding
Source: RefSeq, a predicted model, not a curated record
AUGACUCUCCCAUCCAGCAUCGCCGAGAUGGCCCAAGCCACCGGUCACUUCCCCAACACAGCAUCCGAUGAUCCCAUCGCAGCACUCAAAGCAGCCAACUACAAAGGCAAAGGUCUCAUGGACCCCAUCAAAUCCGUCGAAGACAAAUGGGAGCUCGUACCCGCUUUCCUCCAAGUCAAAGGUUUAGUCAAGCAACACAUCGAGUCGUACAACUACUUUGUCGACCAUGAUCUCAAAAACAUCAUCAAAGCCAACGAGAAGAUUACUUCCGACAUUGACCCCAAGUUCUACCUCAAAUACACCGACAUCACGGUGGGAGAACCACGCAGAUACGAUGGAGAUGCAUUGCAACGGCCCAUCACACCACAAGAGUGUCGUCUUCGAGACAUUACCUAUUCGGCGCAUAUCUUUGUUAACAUUGAGUAUACACGUGGGGGCAAGAUCAUUCGUCGUAAGAAUGUCGCUAUUGGGAGAAUCCCGGUGAUGCUUCGCAGUAACAAGUGCGUUCUCUCCAACAAGUCGGAGAAGGAGUUGGCGAAGAUGAGCGAAUGUCCGCUAGAUCCGGGAGGAUACUUUGUGGUCAAGGGAACCGAGAAAGUCAUUCUUGUGCAGGAACAGCUUAGCAAGAACAGGAUCAUUGUUGAAGCAGACACAAAGAAAGGUUCUGUUUCAGCGUCCGUCACAUCGUCGACGCACGAGCGCAAGUCCAAGUCAUACGUCUUAACAAAACAUGGCAAGAUCUUCCUCAAGCACAACUCGCUGCAUGAAGAUAUUCCCAUUGCUGUUGCAUUCAAAGCUAUGGGUAUUCAGGCGGAUCGAGAGAUCUUGCAGCUCGUCGUAGGUCACGAUGACAUCUACAAGGAGCUCUUUGCUAUCAACCUCGAAGAAGCAGCCCGUCUGGGCAUCUACACCCGCAAACAGGCUCUUGACUACAUCGGUGCUCGAGCUAAAGCAUCACGCAAACCUCUCUCCAUGCGACGUCCACUCUCCGAAGAAGCUCUCGACGUCCUCGCUACAGUCAUCAUGGCUCACGUCCCCGUCGAGAGACUCAACUUCCGUCCCAAAGCCAUCUACAUCGCUUCGAUGGUGCGUCGUGUUCUCGUGGCUAUGCAGGAUGAAAAGAAGGUCGACGAUCGUGACUACGUCGGUAACAAGCGUCUAGAACUGGCUGGACAGCUUCUCGCUCUACUCUUCGAAGAUUUGUUCAAGAAGUUCAACUCUGACCUCAAAAUCAACAUCGAUAAAGUCCUCAAGAAGCCCAAUCGCACUGUUGAGUUCGAUGCAUUCAACCAGUUCCACUUCAACGGAGACUACAUCACCGCUGGCUUUGUUCGGGCUAUCUCGACAGGCAACUGGAGUUUGAAGCGUUUCAAGAUGGAACGUGCCGGUAUCACACACGUUCUCAGCAGAUUGUCGUACAUCGCAGCACUUGGUAUGAUGACGAGGAUCAGCUCGCAAUUUGAAAAGACGAGAAAGGUUUCAGGUCCAAGAGCAUUGCAGCCUUCACAAUGGGGGAUGUUGUGUCCUUCCGAUACGCCAGAAGGGGAAGCUUGUGGUUUGGUUAAGAACUUGGCUCUGACUACACAUAUCACUACGGAUGUGGAAGAGGAACCAAUUGCGAAGCUUGCUUUUACGCUCGGUGUGGAAGAUGUUCAUCUCCUUACCGGUGCUGAGCUGUAUCGUCCCGAUUCGUACAUUGUGUACUUGAACGGUAACGUGCUUGGUGUAACCAGGUUCCCGCAACGGUUCGUGAUGCAGUUCAGACGUCUGCGUAGAGCAGGUCACAUCUCGGAGUUCGUUUCGAUCUAUACGAACAGCCAUCACCAGACGGUGUAUAUCGCUUCGGAUGGAGGUCGUAUCUGUAGGCCGCUUAUCAUUGUUGAUCCUGUGACCGGUCAGCCUAGGGUUACAGAUUCGCAUAUCCAACAGCUCAAAGCAGGUAUUCGCUGCUUCAAUGACUUCCUCCACAACGGUUUGCUCGAGUAUCUCGAUGUCAACGAAGAAAACGACUCCAACAUUGCUUUGUACGAACGAGACAUCAAACCACGAUACACGACUCACCUCGAGAUCGAACCUUUCACCAUCCUCGGCGCUGUCGCUGGUUUGAUUCCUUAUCCUCAUCACAACCAAUCACCCCGUCUGACCUACCAGUGCGCCAUGGGAAAACAGGCCGUGUCCGCGAUCGCUUAUAACCAAUUCCUCCGCAUCGACACCCUCCUCUAUCUCAUGGUCUACCCCCAACAACCCAUGGUGAAAACCCGCACCAUCGAUCUUAUUGGUUACGACAAGCUCCCCGCUGGCCAAAACGCAAUGGUAGCAGUCAUGUCCUUUUCGGGCUACGACAUCGAAGACGCCCUCCUCCUGAACAAGGCUUCUCUCGACCGAGGUUUUGGUCGGUGUCAAACAAUGAAGAAGUCUUCUACCAUCCUCCGGAAAUAUCCUAACGGCACGCAUGACAGGUUGGCCGAUGCACCCGUGGAUGAGAGUACGGGAAAACGACAGAAGCGGUAUGACAUUCUCGAAGCAGACGGCAUUGCUGGUGUCGGAGAGCGGGUGGAGCAGGGAGAUGUGUUUGUUAACAAGCAAACUCCUGUGAAUGCGAAUGACAAUUCGAGUGCGGCGAUCAUGAUCGGUGCUAGUAAUGCUGCUGCUAGCGUAGCGUACAAGUCUGCACCAUUGUCGUAUAAGCCUCCUGUAUCAGGGUAUGUUGAUCAGGUGUUGAUUACGGAUACUGAUUCGGAUCAGACCCUAAUCAAAGCUUUGAUCAGGCAGACUAGGAGGCCAGAGUUGGGAGAUAAGUUUAGUUCGAGACAUGGACAGAAGGGUGUUUGUGGAUUGAUCGUCAAUCAGGAAGAUAUGCCGUUCAGCGAUCAAGGUAUUAAUCCGGACAUUAUCAUGAACCCUCACGGUUUCCCUUCUCGUAUGACGGUAGGGAAAAUGAUCGAACUUCUAUCUGGAAAGGCCGGUGUCAUUACGGGUAACCUUCAAUACGGAACUGCUUUCGGUGGUAGCAAAGUCGAAGAUAUGUCCCAGAUCCUAGUCGAUCACGGAUACAACUACGGAGGGAAAGAAACCUUAACCUCAGGCAUCACGGGCCAACCUCUGGAGUGCUAUGUAUACUUCGGCCCGAUCUACUACCAACGUCUCAAGCACAUGGUUCAAGAUAAGAUGCACGCCCGAGCUAGAGGCCCACGCGCCGUUCUCACCCGACAGCCCACAGAAGGUAGGAGCAGAGAUGGUGGUUUACGCCUGGGUGAAAUGGAGAGGGACUGUUUGAUCGGAUACGGAGCUACCCAGUUGUUGUUGGAGAGGUUGAUGAUUAGUAGUGAUGCUUUCACUGUGCAUGCUUGUCAGAGGUGCGGAUUAAUGGGAUAUAACGGUUGGUGUCCGUUCUGCGGGAGUGGGAAACAUGUGGUCAAGCUGACCAUUCCGUAUGGUACAAAGUUGAUGUUGCAGGAGUUGAUGGCGAUGCAAGUUGUACCGAGGUUGAUUUUGGAAGAUGCUGUCUAG